AUGAGGAGACUGCACCUGUCUGAUCUCCUGAUCUCACUCUCUUUUUCCCUUCUUUUUAUUUUCUUCUUUCUUUCUUUCUUUCUUAUUUCUUAUUUCAUUUUUCUAUAUCCUUCUUUCUUUCUUUCUUUCUUUCUUUCUUUUUUCGUAAUCUUAUUUUAUUUUUCUAUUUUCUUCUUUCUUUCCUUAUUUCGUUUCUUCUUUCUUUUCUUUUUCUUUCUUUUCUUUUUCUUUCUUUUCUUUUUCAUUGCUUAUUUUUAUUUUUUUCUUCAUUUCCUCUUUUCUUUAUUUCUUAUUUCUUCUUUUCUUUCUUACUUUUAUUUUUUCUUAUUUCUUUUUAUACUACCAAUUUUAUUUUGUUUUUUUUCAAUUUUUUUCCCUAUCUUUCUUUUUAUAUUCAUUUGUUGUUUCAUUGUUCCGUAUUUUCUUUUCUCUCUUUCCUUCUUUCUUUUUCCUUCAUUCUUCAAUAAUUUCUUUUUUAUAUUUCUUGACAUCAUUCGUUUCUUUCACCAUAUUCCUUUUCCUUUUUCCUUUUUUUUUAAGUAUUGCCUUUUUCUUUCUUUCUUUCUUUCUUUCUUUCUUCCUUAUAAUAUUUUAAGCCUCCUCGUUUUUUUUUUCGUUUUUUUUUCUCUACUUCUUUAUUUUAUUUCAUUCUACCUUUUCUUUAUUUCUUUUUUUCGCUUUUAA
This is a messenger RNA of Acanthosepion pharaonis, 684 nucleotides long. Lineage: Eukaryota; Metazoa; Mollusca; Cephalopoda; Sepiida; Sepiidae. The record is from the annotation of a GenBank genome assembly.